AGCUAUUUCCUUUCAAAAAUGAUAGUACCGGACACUGAGGGAUUGUUAAUUUAUUCGUAUGGACUGAUGUACGGUUCAUAUUGUAUGGCAUGUCAAAUGUUGAUUCCACACUUUCAAUGCAUACCCGGCAUUUUUCCAAACUUUAGAAUUUCAACUGAACUCAUCAAGACUAUGACGGAUAAAUUGGAGCAACCGAACAACAACGUUCCUCAACAGCCAUGGGGCCCUUUUCCUCCUGCAUUCGGUGGCCGGCCAAGUGGUGAACAGACUGAUGGAAAUCCAGGAGAGUUUGAUAAUGAUGCUGCACAUCAACAAACGGCUCCGUUCAUGACUCAUUUCUUUCCAAGAAUCGGACUUCAAUUCCCAGACUUUACCGAGUACCAGCGUUUUAAUGGCUUCCAACGAAACGCAUUCUUCCCUAAUCCAUUCGGAUCUCAGUUCACAGGCCAAGCAUUUGCACAGUCGUUCCCAUUGCACAAUUCAAUGACUACCAUGGAUGGUUUCAAUUUGACACAUGCUCCUCACCCGUUUUCAACAAAUACAAACUCUACAAAACCUAAGGACAUUGAAAACACGGUUCAAAGUACAAUCAAACACAGUUCGGAAAACAUCCAGGAUAAGCCACCAGUGUUGUCUGUGGAAUACCCUGUUAAAUACGAUUCUGAACUGAAAUUUGACGCAAAUGUAGAUUUCACAGCAGUUCCUAAACAGGAGUCUUCAGACGAUUCAACUCUAAAAAAUCUCAAAAAAUCAGACCAACAGCUACAACAACCGCAACAAUUUACAUUUCCACCUCCAUUAUUAGCGGAGAAAUCAUUUGAGCAGCCCAGAAUGCGAGAAGACGUUUUACCUUUUCAUCCACAAUUCUAUCCGGCACCACUUGACAUGGGCACAAACUUCAAGCAAGAAAUGAGAACUCCACCAAUCGACGGGCACAUUGAUUACAGAAAAUUUGAUGCUAGCGGAAAGAGAAUGGAGUUUCAGCCACCGGGUGCUUUGCAUGACUGUCAAGUGUGUUUGUCAACUCAUGCUAACGGGCUUCACUUUGGAGCCCGUACAUGCGCCGCAUGUGCUGCGUUUUUCAGAAGAACUAUCAGCGAUGACAAACGAUAUGUCUGUAAGAGGAACCAACGGUGCAAUAAUGCAAGCCGCGAUGGAACUGGGUAUCGGAAGAUUUGUCGGAGUUGUCGAAUGAAACGAUGUCUGGAAAUUGGAAUGCUUCCAGAAAAUGUGCAGCACAAGCGAAAUCGUCGAGAUUCUGGAUCCCCGCCUCGUAAAACUCCAUUUGACACUUUCUUCAACGGAUUUUACCCCUCAUUCCAACCUUCUGGAUCAGCAGCUCAACCGAUCACUGUAUCCUCAAGUGAAUCACCUCGUCACACAACUAAUUGAGCGUGAUAAUUGUUUAUCUUCCGAUCUCAAAGCAUAAGUUCCAGUUCUAUUAUUACCGAUACUCACAAUGUGAUUCAAUAAAAAAUAAUU
This is a messenger RNA of Caenorhabditis elegans, 1482 nucleotides long. It is a transcript of the gene odr-7, whose product is annotated as Nuclear hormone receptor family member odr-7. NCBI's taxonomy places the organism in Eukaryota, Metazoa, Nematoda, Chromadorea, Rhabditida, Rhabditidae. Gene Ontology annotation, molecular function: zinc ion binding; RNA polymerase II cis-regulatory region sequence-specific DNA binding; sequence-specific DNA binding. Gene Ontology annotation, biological process: regulation of DNA-templated transcription; intracellular receptor signaling pathway. The transcript has 6 exons. The record is from RefSeq and is marked reviewed. Gene Ontology annotation, cellular component: perinuclear region of cytoplasm; nucleus. The coding region runs from base 19 to 1392 and encodes 457 amino acids.